This is a messenger RNA of Enterobius vermicularis (human pinworm), 1491 nucleotides long. The record is from the annotation of a GenBank genome assembly. NCBI's taxonomy places the organism in Eukaryota, Metazoa, Nematoda, Chromadorea, Rhabditida, Oxyuridae.
UUGAAAGAGAAAGAACUUGAAUCAAAAACAACCAUUGAAAAGCUUCCAGACAGGGUUUUGCAAUUGAUAUUUUCAUAUUUGUCAGCGCAAGAAAAGCUACGGGUUAGUCAAGUUUGUCGAAAAUGGAAAUCUUUAGUCAAUCAACCAUCGUUAUGGCAAUUUGUAUCGUUCAGACCCAACUACGGUGGUUUACAGGUUGUAAACCAAGAAUAUUUUCAACGAUUAAUAGCAAGUCAAUUUACGGAACUUAAAAUUGCUGAAUUAGCUACAGAUUUAAUAACACCAAAUGUUCUUCAUGAAAUGGCUAACAAAUGCCAAAACCUUCACACACUAACCUUAGAUUUUUCAAAUGCGAUGCAACUUCACGAUUUUACUGAUCUUCAAAGUUUCCCCAGCAGACUUAUUUGCCUAAUUAUUUGUUUAAGUGAAAAUAUAUUCUUAGAAGGUUUCCUAAGAAAAGUUUAUACAUUUAUUGCGUCUGUUGAAAUUCUCCAUAUAAUUGGGACUUACGAAAAAGUAGAAGAUGAAGAAGAAGAAGUUUACGAAACUGUAAAUGUGCAUAAAAUGAAACAAUAUAUGCCUAAUUUACGAGUGGUCAAUUUCUGGGGAGUACCAUUCAUCACAGAUGAACACGUAGACGCUAUCUCAUCGAACUGCGCCCAUCUACAGUGCUUAUGCGUUAAUUAUUGCAACAAAGUAACCGGAGCUUGUCUCCGAUUGGCUUUACAGCGAUGCAGGAAACUUCGAUGCUUGUUUCUUGCUCAUGCUACGUUGGAUGACAAAGUUAUGCAAAGCGUUGAUUGGGAGAACAGUCGAAUUGAAGAGCUAAAUAUAUGUGGUACAGAAUUACUUACCGAAACUCUUAUUACUAUAUUAACCAAGUUGCGGCAUCUUCGGUGGCUUGAUGCAUCUUGGCUCGAAAAUAUGAAUGAUAGCGUACUGGAAGCAUGGAUGGCAACGGAAAAUAUGGAGAGUCUGCAGUACCUAAAUUUGGAUACAUGUGACUCAAUAAAUGAGGGUCCAUUAACAGAACUUAUAUCUAGGCAUGGACAUCACAUUUCUGCCCUUAAUCUCGGCGGUCAUCAUAAACUGCUAGAAUAUUUCUGGACUGGAAUGAUCCCAAAAUUGAGGAACAUUAAAACCCUUGUGAUGGGUAUUGCAGAGGAUUGUUGCCCAAAAGUUACUGCAAAAAUUCACAUAGAUCAGUUUAUUGAAUGUAUUGCUCAAAACUGUUCCAAACUUAAACGGCUGGAAAUUCGUUGGGACGACGAAACACUACGUUUUAGUGAUAAAUCUAGUAAAUUUAUUGAUAUUUUGCGAAUGAAGUGUCUGAAAUUACAUUCUGUAGUAUUAUCCGAUGGUCAGUAUUACGAACUAGUUAGAUCGAAUUUUGAACGGGCUGACAGAAGAUCCGUUGUUAGGACCACAGAAAUGUGUCGCACAGGCGUCAUGGAGUACUCCAAUUACUACAAUCAACUGUUAUUUAACUGA